UCCGGAGUAAAAUCUUAUGCGCCAAUGAACAGUCUUUGGCUUAUAGUUUGGUAUGCUUCUUUAUGUUGUUUACUCAGGGAAGCUGAAGCUCUACAGUACAGGAUUACUCCAUCUCAAUCUUUAAGUGAUGGUGAAAGCUUAGUUUCAGAGGAGGGAAGCUUUGAACUUGGUUUCUUUAGUCCAGGCAGCUCCAAGUAUCGUUACUUGGGUAUUUGGUAUAGGAAUAUUGCUGUCAGGACUGUAGUCUGGGUUGCAAAUCGAAAGAUCCCGAUUAAAGAUUUGUCAGGUGUUUUGACGGUUAACAGCACAGGAAGUCUUGUACUGUUGAGUGGGAAAAGCAAUGAUAUUUGGUCAACAAAUUCAUUUAGAGAAGCUAGAAGUCCUGUAGCAAAACUUUUGGAUUCUGGAAAUCUUGUCCUUGUAGAUGAGAAAGAUGGAAAUUCUGAUGUCUUCUUGUGGCAAAGCUUUGAUUAUCCAUCUGACACGCUGUUACCUGGUAUGAAGUAUGGAUGGGAUUUACGGGCUGGUCUUAAUAGGCGCAUCACUUCAUGGAAGAACUCCGAUGACCCUUCCCCUGGAGCAUUGAGUGCUGGAUUAGACCUUCAUCGAUAUCCUGAAUCAGUCAUUUGGAAGAAUUCCAGGAAAUACUAUCGAGGUGGUCCGUGGAAUGGACUACGGUUCAGUGGUGGUCCUGAACUAAGGCCCAAUCCAGUUUUUGAUUUCAAGUUUGUUUCUAAUCAGGAUGAGGCGUACUAUAUGUACCAGCUCAAGAAUAAAUCUGUGAUCACAAGGCUAGUCUUAAAUGAUACCACCUCUACAAGACAGCGUUAUGUAUGGGUGGAAGCUGAUCAAUCUUGGAAACUUUAUGGAGAAGUCCCGAGAGAUUAUUGUGACAACUUCAAUCUGUGUGGUGCAAAUGGAGUCUGUGUUAUCAGUGACUCUCCUGUUUGCCAGUGCCUUGAAGGUUUUAAACCAAAAUCACCAGAAAGCUGGAACUCAAUGGACUGGUCUCAAGGAUGCAUUCUCAGCGAGCCAUUAAACUGCUUGAAUCGAAAAGUGUUUGUCAAAUUUACUGGCCUGAAAUUACCAGAUACAACCAGUUCUUGGGUGAAUGCUACUAUGAACCUUGCAGAGUGCAGGGAAACUUGCUUAAAAAAUUGCUCCUGUAUGGCUUACACAAACUUAGAUGUUAGAGGACAAGGUAGUGGGUGUGCCCUCUGGUUCGGUAACUUGAUUGAUAUUAGGCAGUUUCCAGACAGUGGCCAGGACCUCUAUAUACGAAUCGAAGCUUCUGACAAAGGGUUCCCUGCUGUGAAAGUAAUUAUUAUUGUGGUAAUCACUGCUGCUGUGUUUUCUGGUAUGCUCCUUGCCUGCUAUUGCCUUUUCAGGAGAAAGAAAGGAAAAGCAGGUGAAGAGAGUCAAAAUAAUCCCCAGGAAUUACGCCCAACAGAAGAUCCAGACCUUCCAUUCUUUGAUUUGGCAACAAUAUCACUGGCCACUGAUGACUUCUCACUGAACAAUAAGCUUGGUGAAGGUGGUUUUGGACCUGUUUACAAGGGCACUCUAACAGAUGGACGGGAUAUUGCCGUGAAGAGGCUUUCACAAAGUUCUGGACAGGGAAUGAACGAGUUCAAAAAUGAAGUGCGGCUGAUAGCAAAGCUUCAGCACAGAAAUCUUGUAAGGCUUAUCGGUAGCUGCAUCGACGGAGAAGAAAAGAUGCUAAUCUAUGAAUACAUGGCGAAUAAAAGCUUGAACUCCUUCCUUUUUGAUAAGAGAAGGAAGAGAGAUUUAAAUUGGUCUAGGCGUUUCCAGAUUAUAUGUGGAAUUGCCCGAGGUCUUCUUUAUCUUCAUCAGGACUCGAGGUUGAGAAUUAUUCAUAGAGAUCUCAAAGCAAGCAAUGUUUUGCUUGAUGAAGAAUUGAAUCCGAAGAUUUCAGACUUUGGAAUGGCAAGAACCUUUGGAGGAGAUCAGAAUGAAGACAACACUAGAAGAGUUGUCGGAACAUACGGGUAUAUGGCUCCAGAGUAUGCACUUUAUGGUCUAUUCUCGGUGAAAUCCGACGUGUUUAGCUUUGGCAUUCUAUUAUUGGAGAUAAUAAGUGGAAAGAAAAACGGGUCCUUUAAUCAUUCAGAAUUCCACCAUAAUCUUAUAGGAUAUGCUUGGCAAGUGUGGACGGAAGGCAGACCACUCGAACUGAUUGAUUCCUCGUUGGAUGACUCCUGCUCUCUCCCUGAAAUGCUGCGGUGCAUGCAUGUAGCUCUCUUGUGCAUCCAGCAGAGCCCCGAUAACAGGCCGAACAUGUCAUCCGUGGUUCUAAUGUUGAACGGGGAGAGUACACUGCCGGAGCCAAAACAGCCGGGUUUUCUGAUAGACGUGAUGCCAACCGAAGCGUAUCCUUCAUCCAGCCAGCGGGAAACAUGUUCGGUAAAUGAAAUCACUUUCACGCUCUUGGAUGCCCGUUAGUACUUGGCUCGAUAGCACACGUACACAUACUACGAUAAGUAUUCCACACAGACCUGAUUUCCUUUGACAUUCUGAUCGUAGCAAUAAAAAAUCUUAGCCUAACUAUGUGAUUAUGAUGAGGUUUGGGAUGAACUCUUGAAGCAAAAAGCCAGAUUUUGUUCAUGUAGUGGUGAUCUUUGUAGUGUUGGUCUCUCUUCUUGAUGCCACUGAAAUAUAGAACAUUAUAGAAUGAAUGACCAUUUUAGCAAGCUUUCUAGAUUAGUAGCAAAAUAAGGAUACAAGAAUUGUUUGUGAAGUUUUCAGUUGCUUGUAUGAGAAGAGGUCAUUUCUUUUGUCCACUGUUUUGAUGUCCCUGCUCCAUGAAUUACCAGAUUGAUUUUGCUUGUGAAGAUGGCAAAUGUGCUCAUUUGUAAAAAAAAAAUGUUGUAUACUUAGUGAUCACAUGGUUUCAAGUUUGAUUUUUAGUAGGAAUGUCCUAUUAGCUUU
Molecule: messenger RNA, 2949 nt
Organism: Ipomoea triloba (trilobed morning glory)
Lineage: Eukaryota; Viridiplantae; Streptophyta; Magnoliopsida; Solanales; Convolvulaceae
Product: G-type lectin S-receptor-like serine/threonine-protein kinase At4g27290
Exons: 7
Coding region: 25-2463 (812 amino acids)
Biological process (GO): protein phosphorylation; recognition of pollen
Molecular function (GO): protein serine/threonine kinase activity; ATP binding
Source: RefSeq, a predicted model, not a curated record